Messenger RNA from Acanthosepion pharaonis, 1749 nucleotides. The record is from the annotation of a GenBank genome assembly. Lineage: Eukaryota; Metazoa; Mollusca; Cephalopoda; Sepiida; Sepiidae.
AUGCCCCACCCCUGUUCUACCAAAAUAACCACAUUUACAAUUUCGACUGCUUUUUCUUUUACUUAUUUUUAUUCUUUUAUUUCUUUAUAUUCUUUCUCCGUCUUUUUUUUCCUUCGUCUUUUUUUUUUCAUCUUUUCCUUCGUCUUUUUUUUUCAUCUUUUCCUUCGUCUUUUUUUCAUCUUUUACUUCUUUUUCGUCUUCUUUUUCGUCUUUUUCAUUUUUUCCUUUCUUUCUAUCUUUAUUUUCCUUCUUCUUUGUCUUUUUCUUCAUCUUUUCUUUCUGUCCUUUUCUUCUUCUUCUUCUUCUUCUUCUUCUUCUUCUUCUUCAUCCUUUUCGUCAUUUUUCUUUCUUUCUGUAUUUCUUCUUCCUUUCCUUCUUCUUCUUUGUCCGUUUCUUCAUCGUUUCCUUCUUUUUCUUCAUCUUUUCUUUCAUUCUUUCUUUCUUCCUCCUUUUUUUCUACUUCUUCUUCUUCGUCAUCUUUUCUUUCUUCUCCUUUUUUUCUUUUUUUUUAGUGUUGUUUUCAGUAUAAAUAAUUUUUAUUACACUCUCUUUCUUUCUCUUUCUCUCUGCUCUUUGAUUUGUUUUCGUUUUCUUUCUUUCGUUUCCGUCUUCUUUCUUUCUUUCUCUUGUUUUCAACUUCUUUCUUUCUUUCUUUCUCUUGUUUUCAAUUUCUUUCUUUCUUUCUCUUGUUUUCAACUUCUUUCUUUCUUUCUCUUGUUUUCAAUUUCUUUCUUUCUUUCUUUCUCUUGUUUUCAACUUCUUUCUUUCUUUCUUUCUCUUGUUUUCAAUUUCUUUCUUUCUUUCUUUCUCUUGUUUUCAACUUCUUUCUUUCUUUCUUUCUCUUGUUUUCAAUUUCUUUCUUUCUUUCUCUUGUUUUCAAUUUCUUUCUUUCUUUCUUUCUCUUGUUUUCAACUUCUUUCUUUCUUUCUCUUGUUUUCAACUUCUUUCUUUCUUUCUCUUGUUUUCAAUUUCUUUCUUUCUUUCUCUUGUUUUCAAUUUCUUUCUUUCUUUCUUUCUCUUGUUUUCAAUUUCUUUCUUUCUUUCUUUCUCUUGUUUUCAACUUCUUUCUUUCUUUCUCUUGUUUUCAAUUUCUUUCUUUCUUUCUUUCUUUCUUUCUUUCUCUUGUUUUCAAUUUCUUUCUUUCUUUCUUUCUUUCUCUUGUUUUCAAUUUCUUUCUUUCUUUCUUUCUUUCUUUCUCUUGUUUUCAACUUCUUUCUUUCUUUCUCUCUUUCUUUCUUUCUUUCUCUAGUCCUCAUCUUACUUUUUUGUUUUCGUCUUUUUUCUUCGUUCUGUUCUUUCUUUAUUCUUUCUUUCUUUCUUUCUUUUCCUUAUUUCUUUUUUCUCUUACUCCACUCUUCUUUCUUUCCUUUGUUCUCGUCUUUCUUUUUUGUUUUUAUCUUCUUUCUUUCUUCUUUUGUUCUCGUCCUUAUUCUUUCUUUCUUUCUUUCUUUCUUUCUUUCUUUCUUUCUUUCUUUCUUUCUUUCUUUCUUUUGUCCUUGUCAUCUUUUUUGUUUGUCUGGCUUCUUUCUUUCUUUCUUUGUUUCAUUCUUUUCUUCUUUCUGUCCUUCUUUCCUUUACUUUCAUUUGCUUUUUUUUUCUCUUGUCCUCACCGUUUUUUCCUUCUUUCUUCCUCCGCUCUCCAUCUCCGUCUGUCUGUCCCUCCCUCCCUCCCUCCCGUUUAUGUUUCUGUUUCUGGUGUAUUUCUUUCAUUUUUCUUUCCGCCCUUCUCUCAUUUGCCCUCUGCUAUAA